AUGGACUCCCCGCAGCGCCCCGCGCCGCCUCCUCCGGCCCCGCGCCGCCCGCCGCCCGGGCCCCCUCCGGGCCCCGACACAGGCGAGGUCCUGCAGCAGAUCAUGGCCAUCACCGACCAGAGCCUGGAAGAGGCGCAGGCCAGAAAGCAUGCUCUGAAUUGCCAUCGGAUGAAGCCAGCUCUCUUCAGUGUGCUCUGUGAGAUCAAGGAAAAGACAGUGUUAAGCAUCCAUGGCAUUCAAGAAGAAGGUCCCCCCAAUGCUCAGCUCAUGAGGCUGGAUAACAUGCUGCUGGCCGAGGGGGUAUCCAGGCCGGAGAGGCGAGGAAGGGGAGGAUUGGCGGCAGCGGCCAACACAGCAACACCAGGUGGCUGUCCAAAUGACAAUAGCCUUGAGCACUCUGACUACAGGGCCAAGCUGUCCCAGAUCCGACAGAUUUACCACUCUGAGCUAGAGAAAUAUGAACAGGCCUGCCGUGAGUUCACCACGCACGUCACCAACCUCCUCCGGGAGCAGAGCAGGAUGAGGCCCGUCUCGCCCAAGGAGAUCGAGCGCAUGGUCAGUGUCAUCCACAGCAAGUUCAGUGCCAUCCAGAUGCAGUUGAAGCAGAGCACCUGCGAGGCUGUGAUGACCCUGCGUUCACGGUUCCUCGAUGCCAGGCGCAAGCGGCGGAACUUCAGCAAGCAGGCCACCGAAGUGCUGAAUGAGUAUUUUUACUCCCAUCUGAGCAACCCUUACCCCAGCGAAGAAGCCAAAGAAGAGCUGGCCAGGAAGGGCGGCAUCACAGUCUCGCAGGUCUCCAACUGGUUCGGCAACAAAAGAAUCCGAUAUAAAAAGAACAUGGGGAAGUUUCAAGAAGAGGCUACCAUUUAUACGACUAAAAUGGCAGUCGACACCACCAAAGUCGGGGGCCUGGGGAGCCAGGCUAGCUGCCCAUCAACACCCAGCCCCGGUCCCUCUGGUCCCUUCCCGCUGACCAGUGCCGGGGAUGCGCUUAUCACCCUGCAGACACUGGCCUCUCUCCGCCCCGCCCCUGCGGGAGGCAGCUUGCGGUCCCAGGCCCGGGGCGGCUGCCAGGGAGCCGCCCCCGCAGUGUCCACCGCUUCGCCUGCUGGAGACCCCGGCAGCGUCAACUCAGACGCAUCUAAUUAA
This is a messenger RNA of Odobenus rosmarus divergens (Pacific walrus), 1149 nucleotides long. RefSeq names its product pre-B-cell leukemia homeobox 4 (gene PBX4). Gene Ontology annotation, molecular function: DNA-binding transcription factor activity, RNA polymerase II-specific; RNA polymerase II cis-regulatory region sequence-specific DNA binding. Gene Ontology annotation, cellular component: nucleus. The transcript has 8 exons. The record is from RefSeq and is a predicted model, not a curated record. NCBI's taxonomy places the organism in Eukaryota, Metazoa, Chordata, Mammalia, Carnivora, Odobenidae. Gene Ontology annotation, biological process: embryonic organ development; brain development; animal organ morphogenesis. Bases 1 to 1149 code for a protein of 382 amino acids.